AAGCCACUGAGCAUUUUUUGGAGCGUCACUGAAAAGAGCUCUACUUCCUUUCCUUCUUUUGCCAAGCAGUUAGACGCUUCCACAAAGCAAGGCAUUUCGCCACCGCGGUUCCUUUUUUUUUAAAAGAAGCCUUUCCGGUGAUUUUAUGCCACUGCGUGAGGAUUCUGAAAUAACUUUGCUGGCCCCUGAGAAAUCCGAAGGAGCUAUGGGCACUUUACGCGAUCUCCAGUACGCGCUGCAGGAGAAAAUCGAGGAGUUGAGGCAGCGAGACGCGCUCAUUGAUGAGUUGGAGCUAGAGCUUGACCAAAAAGACGAAUUGAUACAAAAGCUGCAAAACGAACUGGAUAAGUACCGUUCCGUCAUCCGACCGGCCACUCAACAAGUCCACAAGCAGAGCGUUCUGCAGGAACAGCAACGGACGAAGAGACAAGCCAUAUCCGCCGAGCCUACCGCCUUUGACAUUCAAGAUCUCAGUCACGUCACCCUUCCCUUCUACCCGAAGAGUCCUCAGUCUAAAGAGCUGAUCAAGGAGGCCAUCUUGGACAACGACUUCAUGAAAAACCUGGAGAUGUCUCAGAUCCAGGAGAUCGUGGACUGCAUGUAUCCCGUCGAGUAUGGCAAAGAGAGUUGCAUCAUCAAGGAGGGGGAUGUGGGCUCUUUGGUUUAUGUGAUGGAAGAUGGGAAAGUGGAGGUGACGAAGGAAGACGUGAAGCUGUGCACCAUGGGACCGGCCAAGGUGUUCGGCGAACUAGCCAUCCUCUACAACUGCACCCGAACUGCCACCGUCAAGACUCUGACCAAUGUGAAGCUGUGGGCCAUUGACCGCCAGUGUUUCCAGACCAUCAUGAUGAGAACUGGCCUUAUCAAGCAGACAGAAUACAUGGAGUUUCUCAAGAGUGUUCCAACUUUUCAAGGCCUUCAAGAGGAGAUUCUCAGCAAGCUGGCAGACGUGCUCGAAGAGACCCACUAUGGAGAUGGGGAGUACAUCAUCAGACAGGGGGCGCGAGGAGACACUUUCUUCAUCAUCAGCAAGGGGAAGGUGAACGUCACACGAGAAGACACACCCAGUGAUACACCAGUCUACUUGCGAGGGCUUGGCAAAGGAGACUGGUUUGGGGAGAAAGCCCUUCAAGGGGAGGACAUUCGAACGGCCAAUGUCAUCGCAGCGGAAGCCGUCACCUGUCUGGUCAUCGACAGAGACUCAUUUAAACACCUGAUUGGGGGUCUGGACGAUGUCUCCAACAAAGGUUAUGAAGACACAGGAGCCAAAGCCAAAUACGAAGCAGAGAACGCCUUCUACUCCAACCUGAAGCUGGCAGACUUCAAUAUCGUCGACACCCUCGGGGUUGGAGGCUUCGGCCGCGUGGAGCUGGUUCAGCUCAAAAGUGAGGAGACCAAAACGUUUGCGAUGAAGAUUCUGAAGAAGAGGCACAUUGUGGACACUCGGCAACAGGAGCACAUCCGCUCCGAGAAGCAGAUCAUGCAAGAGGCUCACUCCGACUUCAUCGUGAGAUUGUACAGGACGUUUAAAGACAGCAAGUACCUGUACAUGCUUAUGGAGGCCUGUUUGGGAGGAGAACUAUGGACCAUACUGAGGGACAGGGGUUCAUUUGAGGACGCCACAACACGGUUUUACACAGCCUGUGUAGUGGAAGCAUUCGCUUACUUGCAUUCCAAAGGAAUCAUUUACCGGGAUCUGAAGCCAGAGAAUCUUAUCCUGGAUCACAGAGGCUAUGCCAAGCUGGUAGAUUUUGGUUUUGCCAAAAAGAUUGGAUUUGGCAAGAAGACGUGGACUUUCUGUGGCACGCCGGAGUAUGUAGCACCAGAGAUCAUCCUAAACAAAGGUCAUGACAUUUCAGCAGACUACUGGUCCCUUGGCAUCUUGAUGUAUGAGCUGCUGACAGGAAGCCCGCCUUUCUCGGGACCUGAUCCAAUGAAGACAUACAACAUCAUUCUGAGAGGUAUUGACAUGAUAGAAUUUCCAAAGAAGAUCACCAAGAAUGCUGGCAACCUAAUCAAGAAACUAUGCAGGGACAAUCCCUCGGAGAGGCUAGGAAAUUUGAAAAACGGCGUCAAAGACAUCCAAAAGCACAAGUGGUUUGAGGGGUUUAACUGGGAAGGCUUGAGGAAGAUGACCCUAGCUCCUCCAAUCAUCCCUGGGGUUUCAUCUCCAACCGACACAAGCAACUUUGACAGUUUCCCGGAGGACAGCGAAGACCCACCUCCAGACGAUAACUCAGGGUGGGACACAGACUUUUAAACUGUGCCUGCCUCUCCAGAGACUGACCACACACAUCACCCCCGACACAUUUACCCACCCCCCAGUCUCCAGUCCCACCCAUGCAGGAGAGUUUUUAAAACUGUGAGUGAUUGAUUGUGUGCUGGAGAGGGACUGGUUCUUCUGUGCGCGCAAGGACUACGCCACACAUUAGCUGACGAGUCUAACGAACGCCAGUGACAAGAUGGAGGACACAUGGAGAUAAAGCGGAGAGAGGGGGAGUGGGGGAAGGAACCAGAACUUAACUUGCCCACACGAGUCGACCCAGGUGCCUUGGCCCAUGCUCUAUCUCUCUCUCUCUCUCAAUCUCUCUCUCUCUCUCUCUCUCUCUCUCUGUCACUCACUUUCUCUCUCGAUCCAUGAGGCAUUGGGAUGCCAUCACUGAUCCAUUCCCAUCACCUUUGUCAUCUUGACCACAACUCAUCAUCCUCACCCCUCCCCAUCGCCAUCAGCCAUCUCAUCCCAGGCCAGGGGUGGAGAGUCAAACGCAGCAGACUGCCCGCUUCUUAUUUAUUAAUUUCAAUCGCCGCCAUCAAUACUGUUUCCAGCGGCACAGCUACGAGACCCACAAUUGGAGACUUUUCCCCCUUCCUAAAGAUUUCCACACACUUUUCUUUCUGAUCCUACACAAUGCUUGAGUGCUUGACAUCCUUGCCAUGGUAUAGCUGUGUGCCCAUGAGCUGUAGCAGCAAUACUCUGUGAUAACAUUUGCAAUGGGACUGGCCCCUGGAUAGAGUAAUAAAGUCUCCAUGCUGUGCCCUGAUAUUGAAGCCAGUGGACAUUAAGUGGGGACUAGUGAUGACGUCAUAUGUAUAUAUUGGAUUGUUUUGUUUUUUUUUUAAUGAGGAAAGUCACAAGGGAAGAAAUUAAUUUAGAAUUUAGAAAAAUACAUGAACUCUCUCUAAAAAGUAAUAACUCAAAUAAAAUAGAGUCAAUAAAAAUGUUUGAUUGGAAUUUACCUGUGCCAAUACAGCGGGUGAGAGAUAAACAAAACAAAAGAAAAGACUUGAACAACGUCUGAAAUAAAUGAUUUUGGGUAUUGUAGGAGGCCUACCUAAGCUCACCACCAGGAGGCAGACAUUGACCAGAGGAUUGGUGAAACCCAACGACUUUCAGUAGCCUAGCUCAACAGCAAACCAUCAUGACAAAACACUACAUACUAGAGUUGACUACAUGAACCCUAACACUACAUUACAAGACCAAUAACACAUUUCCACUAUCCUUGUAGUUCAAUCCUUUUUUAGUUUAGUUUCUGGUUCGAAUCUGGCCUUCAUCUAGUCUCCAUAUCCAUAUCAUCCUCACUCAAACAUAAAACAAAGAAACAAGUGAAUUCUUGGAGAUUUUCAUAUCAUGAACCCAUGAAGAAACUGUGCUGGAAUACAAACGAGGAACUAUUAUUAUUUAUUGUAGGACCAGAGGUAAAUAUUGUGUUAAUAAUAUUCAGUACUGAUAUUUUGUGAUACUGCUAGAACAAUGUCUUGUUAGAGUAAAAUAUGAUUUUUUUUCCAACUAUUGGUGGUUUUGUGUUUUGUUUGUUAUUUUUGUCUUUAAAAUAUUCAAUUUCCUCCUCAUGUUACCUCUUGUAGGUAACCUACCACUCACCCACACUUCUGCGUUCACCUCAUGGCUAUUGGCAUCAGUGAAAGUGCCUUAAAUUUUCGUGGCAUCCAAAAUAUCUUCUUGUCUUUGAUCGAUGCUGCAUGAGCAAUGUCCAACCACUCAGAAAUGUCCUUACUUUGCUUUGCUUUUAUAAACGGUUCAGCUAUUUAUAUGCCUUUUUCUUACAAUAAAAGACAACUUUCAAAUGUG
Molecule: messenger RNA, 4087 nt
Organism: Alosa alosa (allis shad)
Lineage: Eukaryota; Metazoa; Chordata; Actinopteri; Clupeiformes; Clupeidae
Gene: prkg1b
Product: protein kinase cGMP-dependent 1b
Exons: 18
Coding region: 146-2260 (704 amino acids)
Biological process (GO): protein phosphorylation
Molecular function (GO): ATP binding; cGMP-dependent protein kinase activity
Source: RefSeq, a predicted model, not a curated record